AGGCAAAACAGUAUCGGAGCAGCGCCUAUGAAUUGUCCUCACCGUCACGGCCGGCGCCUCUUCCAGGAUUCAUUCAUUAGUUUUUUUCCUCAUUCACGAGGAUAGUGAGGCCUGGUUGAAAGCCAUGGAGAGCGCUCUCCCUGCCGCCGGCUUCCUGUACUGGGUGGGCGCGGGCACCGUGGCCUACCUGACCCUGCGCAUCGCGUACUCGCUCUUCACGGCCCUUCAGGUCUGGGGUUUGGGUCACGAGCUUGGGGUCGGACCGGGGCUCGGUGAAUGGGCAGUUGUCACGGGUAGUACUGAUGGAAUUGGAAAAUCAUAUGCAGAAGAGCUGGCGAGGCACGGGAUGAAGGUCAUCCUUAUCAGCAGGUCGCAGGACAAGCUGCAGCAGGUCUCCAGUGAAAUAAGAGAGAAAUUCAAAGUGGAAACAAGGACCAUUGCCGUUGACUUUACCUCCGAAGAUAUUUAUGAUAAAAUUAAAACAAGCUUGGCGGGUCUUAAUAUUGGCGUUUUAGUGAACAAUGUGGGGAUGUCAUAUGAGUAUCCUGAAUACUUCCUGGACGUUCCUGACUUGGACAAUAUCAUCAAGAAACUGAUAAAUGUCAAUAUUCUUUCUGUUUGUAAGAUGACACGAUUGGUGCUGCCCGGCAUGGUCGAAAGGUCUAAAGGGGUGAUUCUGAACAUCUCCUCCGCCAGUGGCAUGAUGCCGGUUCCACUGCUGACCAUCUACUCUGCAACCAAGGCUUUUGUAGACUUCUUCUCUCAGUGCAUCCACCAGGAGUACAGGAGCAAGGGCAUCUUUGUGCAGAGUGUCCUGCCGUUCUUCGUGGCUACAAAAUUGGCUAAAAUCCGAAAGGCAACUUUACAAGUACCCUCUUCGGAGACAUACGUGAAGUCGGCGCUGAAGACGGUGGGCUUGAAGUCCCGAACCAACGGAUACCCGGUCCAUUCUCUGAUGGGCUCACUGUUCUCAAUCCUGCCUUCUUGGUUAUAUUUUAAAGUGAUCAUGAAUUUUAACAAGUCCUUGCGGUCUCGCCAUCUGAAGAAAGCCAAGAAGAACUAGGCAUCGGCCACUGCAUCAGGUGCCCUGGCUGUGCACUCCAGCCCAUGAACAACACCAGCCCAUGCACAGCACUACAGGUCCCCCCUGCCCCCCACACACACCCCCAGCUCCCAAAUCCUUGGUUGUUUUAAUAGUUCCCAGUACGGCUGAAUGUGGUCAGAUUCGGGAAGAAAGCAUGAGUUUCUGAUGCAUAUAUUCUGGUUGCUGCCAGCAGUUAUUUUGUAGCGUAAUGGAAGUGCUCCUACCAAUUGGAUGUAGAACUAAUAUUAACAAGAACAACUUAAUAGGAAGGAACACAAUCACAGCAAAUCACAGAAUGAUGGGGUGGCGCACGACCCCAACAGUUUCAUCUGGCCCAAAAUGCCAAUGACGAUUCAGGGAUUUUCUCUGAAACACACUAUUAAAAGUCACGGCCAGCUACUCAUUCUUGUCUUUAACAAUUUGGGGGACUAGAGAUUAACAGAUUCACUUAUGGGAGGGCCUACAGCAAUUUGCAUAGUUCUCUGUAAGCUUUUCUAAAGGCCUGUCCCGGUUUGUAUGUUUAUAUGCAACUUUCCUUUCUCCCAACGUAGUUAAUGACAUAAACACAAUUCAUGAAAUUUGGGCGUUUUCUUACACACGUAGCCCAUGAAAAUAUGCUUUUGUCUAAUACAUACUUGUUCUCAGUUCAACUGUGUGUCAUUGUGGAAUGCUGUACGGUAUGAUUUAUACAGGUUCAAGGGCCAAAAUGUCCAUGGAGCCUGGCGGCCACCUGGAGUGUCACUGAAACCCUGACCCAGGAGGGGGCCUGCUGGGACCAGCUGCUUCGGUUUCCACACUGCAGUCACACUGCUCGCCUGUGUGACAGGCUAUUCCUAGAAGAGUGACAUCAGAGAAGUGGCAUCGCACUCUUACAUUGGCAGUCUAUAGAUAAUUGAUAUAGUUCGUGUUAAUGAGAGAGAUGAUAUAACCACGGUGUUGAUUGGAAAUAUAUCUCUUUGGUGCUGGAACUUCAGGCCAUUUUUACACUGGCUUAAUAAUAUAAAUGAAGUCUUACUUUUAUUCUGCCGCAUGCCCGUUCGGGGAAAUUGCCAGGCAAUAAUGUGUGUUGUGAAACGUUCAACCUAAAAGGUGGGUCUUUCCCUAGGCUCCGGCCCUAAGGUUCUGAGUUUUAAGCACCAGUAAAUUAAAGAAAAAAAUUCUUAAUCGGGGUAUUUAAGCGUUUCUAGCUUUAAAUUUUGUCAGCUAAGGACAUACAACAAAAACAGAAAAUCAAAUUUACCAUCAUUAUAUAAAAGACAUUUUGGCAUACAAAAAGGAGGAAGAACAUAAUCUCAGAAUAAGGACUAGUCAUUUAAAUGGAAUAAAUGUAGCUUUCUGAAA
Molecule: messenger RNA, 2425 nt
Organism: Phyllostomus discolor (pale spear-nosed bat)
Lineage: Eukaryota; Metazoa; Chordata; Mammalia; Chiroptera; Phyllostomidae
Gene: HSD17B12
Product: hydroxysteroid 17-beta dehydrogenase 12
Exons: 11
Coding region: 125-1063 (312 amino acids)
Cellular component (GO): endoplasmic reticulum
Molecular function (GO): oxidoreductase activity
Source: RefSeq, a predicted model, not a curated record